Messenger RNA from Pieris napi, 1713 nucleotides. Its product is annotated as N-acetylneuraminate lyase-like. Bases 380 to 1642 code for a protein of 420 amino acids. Gene Ontology annotation, biological process: N-acetylneuraminate catabolic process. The record is from RefSeq and is a predicted model, not a curated record. The transcript has 8 exons. Gene Ontology annotation, molecular function: 4-hydroxy-tetrahydrodipicolinate synthase activity; N-acetylneuraminate lyase activity. Lineage: Eukaryota; Metazoa; Arthropoda; Insecta; Lepidoptera; Pieridae.
UAAUCCUGCAGCCAGAUAUAGACUAUAACUAAUAUAAAAAAAAACUUUUUUUCCUAUUUUUUUCAAGGGACUUCAGUGUAGUGUUUGAAUUAAUGUAAACAGUUCUUGCUGAAAAGAGAGCUAAUUACUGCAAAAAAGCUAAUUGUGCUGUAUAAUUAUUAUCAAUUACGAAGAGACUCCAGGGCAAAAUAAUCGCUUUUGUGUUGUGAUAUCAACAAUAAAGAAACAUGUAUGUUUAGUGUUGUGUCUUGUGAUAUCAACAGUAACGAGAUAGAGAUUUACUGUGCUACAUUGAAACUUUUGUUGUGAUAUUAACAUAAACAAGAUAGAGUCUUUUACUGUGCUAUAUUGACUCUUUUGUGUUGUACUUUGCCAUAACAUGGUAGGGAAAGGAAGUGUUAAAUGCUCAAAAUGUGGCAUAAUAUCAAAAGAAGAUUGUUCCUUAACCUUCCAUAGGUUUCCUCUUCCGUCCAAGCAUGGGUCUCUGAAGGCUAAAGUUUGGGCUAAAUUUUGUUUUCCUGAUGGUGAUUGGACAUCCAAUGAAUCAUUAGAAAAGUUGUACGCACAGCAUAGGAUGCUAUGUGGCAAUCAUUUUGAUGAUUCUUCAUUUACCAGCAGCGACAGGAAAAGACUUAACAAGUUUGCUAUUCCAUCUGCAGCUCAAAGUAUACUUUCCCAAUUAAGAGACGAACAGUGUAGUCCAUCAAAAGCAAGUCAUGUGACCAACCUCCAAGUAGUGUUUGAACCUCGUGGGCUGAUACCUCCAGUAUUCACCCCUUUGAAUGAAGACCUCACUGUAAAUUACAAAGAAAUUUCAAGUUAUGCAGAUUAUAUGGUUGUGAAUGGAAUCAAAGCUGUAUUAGUCGGCGGCACAACUGGGGAGCAUAUGUCUUUGUCUGUUAGCGAUAGAAAGAAAAUUAUAGAAGCAUGGGUGAAAACCAAGCCUCGAAGUGGUCUUCACAUCAUGGUACAAGUCGGUGGUGCUCCAAUGGCUGAUGUCUUAGAAUUGGCAAAAUUCUGCGCAUCAGCAAACGUGGAUUCGCUGCUGACCCUACCUGAAUUGUACUUCAAGCCAAAGACAGUUACGGAGUUGGUGAACUAUGUGGAGCUGGUGUCGAAAGCUGCGCCAAAUCUUCCUGUCCUUUACUACCAUAUACCUAGUAUGAGUAAAGUAGAAAUAAACAUGCCAGCCUUUGUAACAGAGGCCACGUCUAAAAUACCAAACUUCAAGGGGAUUAAGUUCACGUCAAAUGAUCUAAGCGAAGGUGUACAAGUUAAACGCAAUCUGAAAGAAGACCAGGAGGUGUUCCUUGGUGCUGAUACGUUACUAGCGCCAGCUGCACUCCUUGGUAUCAAGUCUAGUAUCGGAACAUCGUUCAAUUUAUUCCCAAAGCUGGCUCAAAAUAUACUGGGUGCUGUGGAAAAUGGUGAUGUUAAAAAGGCUAAUUCGCUGCAAAGAACUCUUAGUCUGGCCAUAGAAGCUCAUUUGCCUGAAGGUGACUGGGUUCCAAUAAUGAAAUUUGGAAUGGAGAUUGCAUCAGGCCUGACGAUGGGACCACCAGCUUUGCCCCAACAACCAAUCUCGACCGAAUCAAGAAAUAGAAUAGUUGCCAGAUUGAAACUACUUAAGAUGAUUGAAUGAAUGAAAUUUGACAUUGACAUAAUUCAUGAAUGUUAUUAAUGAAGUUGACAUUUUUAAUAAACAAUUAAAUC